AUGAUAUUUAAAAAUUUCUAUAACUUAUUGUUUUACUUCUUUCUAUUAAUAGGCACUCAAGAGAUCUCAGAAUAAUGUGUUUGUGGGCAUGUUCGUCGUUAAACCUAAUGUUAAAACUCAGGUAUUUGUAUUUGGUAGAAUGGGGUUUGCGUUUUAAAUUCAGCUAAAACAUACAUUUAAAAGAAUUAAGGGGAAAGCUCAUGCAAAGUUUAUGCAGAGGAAGAUUGUAGAUUACAGAAGUAAUGUGGCUUUUAUUUGGGUUAAUUAUUCAAAAAAGAUUAAUGUUAACAAUCCUCUUAUAGAUGCGCAUCUGAUGGCACAAAGUGUGUUGAAAUUUUUGAAUGUAAGGAUUAUAAAACAGAAGUAGGAUGUGCAUAUUAAAAUUAAAAUGGUGGGUACUGCUUUUGGGUUUAGGAUUUAGUAAAAAUGUGCAGAGAUGUUGCUACGUGUGAAGAACUGCCAAUUUAUUUAGGAAGUCAUAUUUAGUGUAAAUAAGGCCUAGCUGGUUGUACUGUAAACGAAUAAGGUUAUGGAUGUAUUCGACAAAAGGAUGAGUGUGCCUAAUACUUCAAAGAUUUUUAAUGCUUUGAUAUUUAUUAGAAAAAAUAAAUCUGCUUUUGGGAUUCAAAAAACAGUAGAUGUGUUGAAAAAGUGUGUUAAAAUCUACCUUUUUCUUAAGAUUACGAAUGUAAAUAAAUUUUAAGUGAAUGUACAUCAAAUGGCAUUCAUUGUAUUUAAAGAAAGUAAUGUAGUGAUGCCAAGAAUAAAAUUAGUUGUGUUACAGAUGCUUAGGGAAAUAAAUGCGAAUAUUUUAACAAUAAAUGUAAAAUCAAAGGAUGUGACACAGCUUUGUCUUCGCUUAAAAGUUAUCUAUAAUGCUAAGAUUAUGACAAUUAAUUAGAUUGUGUUACUAAUGCAAAUGGAGGAUGCAAAUAAAGACCUUAAACAUGCAAAGGUUAUGUGGAUGCAGUAGAUUGUUAUUCGAUUGAAAAAUAAGAUUGUAUUUGGUAUAAAAAUAAAUGUGAACAACGAGCAUGUUAUCAUGCCCCACUUUAUUAUACUCCUGCAGAUUGUAAGCAAUAUGGAAAUUGCAUGGGCAAAGAAGGUGGUGGCUGUUUAUAGAUGCCAGAUCUUUGUAAUGAGAAUUUAAAAGAAUAAUUUUGUGAGUUUAAUUAUAAUAAUCAAAAAUGUAUUUCUUUAGAAGGUAUAUGGACGUUGUUUGAAUGUAAAAAACUAAAAUUGCCAAAUUACAAAAAUCCUAAAAUUUGUUAAGAGGUAAGUUCCAAUUGUGCAAUUAAUCUAGAAAUUUUGGGUUGCAAAGAUUAUAUAUGCAAACUUAUUUAAGAAAUUGAGUUUUGCUCAUUUAAUUCAUAAGAACCAGGCUAUACAACCAAUUAAGGAUGUGUAGAUAAAAAGUGCAUUACUGCUCCAUCACAUUUUGAGAGUAACUCUUAAUGUGAGAUGUGGUUGCCAUAUUGCACGGUUAAUGUAUAAGAAUUAUAAAAUUAAAAAUUAUUAUUUGGAUGUGUUGAUAAAAAGAGUGAAUGUCAAUUUGCCAUUGAAGAACAAUGCUAUUCUACAUUUUCAGGAACUAAUUGUAAAUGGGAUAAAGUAGGUAAAAUGUGCAUUGAUCAAAUUUGCACCGAUGCAAAUCCCAACAUAUACUAAACAAAUGAGGAUUGUAACUCUUAUAAAGUGUUGCAGGGUACUUGUAUAUUAAGAUCCUCUGGUUCUGGAUGCUAAUUAUGGCCAACGACGUGCCAUAAUUUGAUUAUUUAAUAAUAAUGCUAGUUAAAUCUUUAGGAUGGAACAAGGUGUUUUUGGACAGGUAGUUUAUGUAAGACAUUAGAGUGUUCAGAUGCUUCUGUAGAUAAUUAUAAGAAUAAUAUUCAAUGCAAUACUUGGCUUGAUUAUUGUAUCUUUAAUCGAAUUUUAGGAGGAUGCAUGAAUAGACCUAGUUUGGUUGAUUGCGCAUUAUCUCCAAAUGAUGAAAUAUACGAUUCGCACGUUGAAUGUUAAGCAUGGAAUCCUAAUUGCACCGUGAUUUCCUCUUUAAGUUUAUAAGGUUGCGAAUAAAAAAAGGCAAAUUGCUCUGAAUACAUCAGGCAAAGGAAUUGUAAAACUAGUUUGGCUGGCUAAAAUUGUUAUUGGGAUGAUUAUGAGCAAAAAUGUUAUGAAGAAAAUGAUGCUGCUGAUUGUAGUAAAAGAAUUUAUGGUGACUUAUUACACUAAAAUUGCGAGAACUUUCUAUAAAAAUGUACAAUAAAGUAAAUUAGUGGAUAUUGUGUAGCUCUUUCAUCUUAGUGUGAUUAUAAAUUGGAAUAAUAAUGUGUAAUCACAAGUGAUUAGUAACCCUGCAAAUGGGAUGUAAAAAAUAGAGUUUGUAAGGAUGUAAAUUGUAGCGAAAAUACAACUGCUUAAACUGAGGCGGAAUGUUUAAAAUUUAGAAAACUUAGUUAAUGUCAAUUAAAGAUUUAACCUAACGGGACUUAUGGACCAGGGUGUGAGGCUAGACCAGUUCAUUGUGAUGAGGUUACGCAUCCUUUAAUAUGUAAAUUAACUCUAACAUAAUAAAAUGAAAGAUGCUAUUUUUUUAACUCUAGAUGUUAGGUUGUACAAUCUUAUUAAUGUGAAGCUAUUACAGAUAGCAAAAGCAAUGAGGUUUGUUAAUUAUACAACCUAUACUGUGUUCUAUAAACAAAAGGAAAAGGAUGCUACUCUAUUUACAGUUGUUCAGAUUUAUCUAGUAAUGUUUGUAAAAGUGCUAUAAUGAAAUUCGAUUUAAAGUGCAACUAUUAUGGUAGGUGUCGUUCUGAUAAUUAUUGCAGUGAUAAAAAUCUCUUAAUCAGUAAUUGUGAUGGUAGAAAAACACCCUUAGGAUAAUUAUGUUACUAUUAGAAAGAAUGUGAUUAAUAUUAUUGUAACAGAAAGUGUUUGCUAUAAACUGCCACAUAGUACUUGCAAUUUCAGUCAUCUGCAACAUUUUCUGAUAGGAACAAACAAUGUUAAGACUAUUCAUCAAAUUACAUAUAUGAUACUAGUUGUUAGUGUUGUAAAAGCAUAUAUAGUUGCAGCCAACAACUAGGAGAAUUUUAAGCUUGCAAUUCUUCAACUGUAACUUCAAGUUCAACUAAAAGAUGUGGAUAUAAUUUUUGGACAAAUUCUUGUGAGUCUAGAACAUGCGAACAUUUAACUUUUGCAAAUUAUCCUAUUAUUACAGAUUAAAUUUGUUUUGAUUGGAAAUCUGAUUGUGUUCUUGAUUCUUCUGGUUGUAAAACUUUCUAUUAUGAUUGCUCUUAGAGUAAAAUAAUUUCUCAAUGUUAUUAAUUUCGAUGCAAUUGGUAGGAUGGUAAAUGUGUAUAUUAUCUUAAUUGUGAAACUAACAUAACUGCUGUUACAAAUCGUGAAUGCCUUUUAGUAAAUGCAGAAUAUUGCAGAUUUAAUUAUACCAAAGGCCAAGGAUGUGGUUUUUUUAAUUGUAAUCAUAUCAAAUAAUAUGAUAUAUGUAACUCAGCAACUCUUGUUGAUGGAUAACAUUGUUAUUGGGAAUAUAGCAAAUGUUAAUAUCGUUCUUGCUCACAAUAUACAAUAUAAUCUAAGUGUGAGAGUAGUUACGGCUAAAAUAACAAGGCAGUCGUGAAGUGCUAUUGGUGUUAAGAUUUCUCUACCAAAUGCUCCAAUAAUAAAUAUUGCAAUUUAAGUAGUAUGACGUCACCUAAAUCGCAUCAAGAUUGCAACGAUGAAAAUAGCCAAUAAACAAUUGAAUUUUAUACAAAUGUAAUAUGCGUAAUUAAACAAUCAUUAUGCUCAGAAUACUCCUACUAGGAGGCUUGUGUUAGCACAUUAAAUGGUGAAAGCUGUUAUUGGAGUGCUAAUCUUUGUAAUAAUAAAUGCGAAGCAGCAACUACUAAUCCUUCUACAAACUAAUAGUGUUAUGAUUGGGACUCUGGUUGUAUGUUAUAAGCUACCUCCUAAUGCCAACUCUUAAAUUGCUCGCUUUUAACACUUAUGUCUGAUUGUGAUAUUUAUAGUACAAAGUGUUUUUGGGAUGGUUCGAACUGCAAAACUAUUGGUGCUUGUAGUGAAUAUUCUACGAGUAUCUUAUGUUCAAAUAAUAACAAUUCAGAAGAAAUUCCUUGCUUUUGGAAUAGUACAACAUGCAUAGAAAAAACAUGUUAGAAUAUACCUACUGUUCCAUCAACUAUCUCAGAUUGCAAUAAUUGGCUUACUAAUUGUCAAUUAGAUAGCAAUGGAACUUCAUGUGUAGAAGAUUGUACUUCUGCUGAUGAUUCACAUAACACACAUGAUUAAUGUGAAUCUUACUAUUCUAACAAAAGCUGCACUGUCAAACCUGAUAUUAUUUAAUGUGUAGACCUUCCUAUCUCAUGUGGAUUAGCUGCUUAGGAGCAAUGCUAUUUGGAUAGUAAUGGUAACUCUUGCUACUAUUCAAUAUCAACACAAACCUGCUUAAUUUUAACAUGCGCAAAUUUGGACACAAAUUUUAAGAGUCAUGAAUAAUGUAACUAAAAAUUAAAAUAGUGUACGGUAAACGCUACAUUGAAUGGAUGCUAAUUAUUGAAUAGUUGCAAUAGUUAUUAAAUAAAAGAAUAAUGCUUUUUUGAUUAAAAUAACAUUGAAUGUGAAUGGGUUAUUAGUUCAAAUGCUUGUAUUAUUAAGGAAUGCUCAUCAGCCUAAUUCAACUUAUAUACAGCACACGGUUGCCGUUUAUAUUUUGGUGAUUCGUGCACUGUAAACAGCAGCCUAGAUGGAUGCGAAACUGGUUAACUUGUUUGUUUGAAUUAUAAUUAUCAACAAUGUAUCAGUGACGGAUAAAUAAACUUAAGCGGUGUAGGAUGUUUCUGGAAUGAAGAGAAAAAGAGCUGUUAAGAAAGGAUAUGCACGAAUGGGCCUUCUGAUGCCUCAUCUCAUUUUGAAUGUAGCAUUUUUCUUUCAUCUUGUCAGUUAGAAGGUUGCCAUAUGAAAGGAUGCCUUGAUUACUUUUAUGCUAUAGAUUCAGCUUGUACAGCUAUAUUUUAAGAUAAAAGGUGUAUUACAAAUGGAAUUCGAUGUGUUAAAAGAAAGGAAUGCGAAAAUGUAACUCUAGCUGAUGGCUGCACAUUUGAUAGUAAUUUAAAUCGUUGCGUUUGGAUUGAUGAAAAGUGUUAUACUAAAAGCUGCUAGACUGCAUAAGUUACACUUACUAAAUUUGAGGAAUGCAAUUCAUAUAUGCCAAAUUGUACAGUUAAAUAAGAUGGAGGGUGCACUAAUAGGCAGAGUUGUUAGGAUUAUCAAAUUAAAGAAGCCUGCUAUACAGAUUUUGAGAAUUUUGAGUGUAUUUGGGAUAGCAAUAUAAGUAAAUGCUUCUCCAGUCAAUGUGUUAAUUUCUGUGGUGAUGGCAUUGUUACAGGCAUGGAUGAAUAUUGUGAUGAUGGAAAUUACUUACCAUAUGAUGGUUGUUAUAAAUGUCAAGUUCAAUGCCCAUUAGGAUGCAAUAAAUGUAACGGCAAGUCGUGUUAAGAAUGUGAUAAGAAUGGAUGGUAAUUGAGUGAAGGGGUUUGUACUACAAAAUGCGGUGAUGGUUAUGCAGUCGGGAAUGAAUAAUGCGAUGAUGGAAAUGAUUUAUAAUUUGAUGGUUGUUAUUUGUGUUCUUAUUAAUGUGACAAGAUGUGUGUGGAAUGUUUUCAAGGUUAAUGCAUUUAAUGCUAAGUAGGAUUUGUUGAAGAUGGGUAUCAAUGUCAUAAUACUUGUGGAGAUGGGUAUUUGGCAUAAUAAUUAGAAUAAUGUGACGAUGGAAACUUGGAAAAUAAUGAUGGAUGCAGCGAGAUUUGUAAGGUUGAAAAGGAUUGGAAAUGCUCAACAGAAAAUAGUAUCAGUGUUUGCAUCUAUGCAAUUCUACCUAAAAUGAUACUGACAAAACUAUCUAAAACUGAUACAAGUUCUCAGGAGUUCAAAUUGUCAUUUUCUGAACCUGUUUGUUUAAAUGAAAAAGGAAUUAGUGAAGAACAAUUUCUGCAGUUGAUUGUUAUUGAGAUAAUAAAUGCAAAAUAGGAUGAAUACGAUUAUGAAAUAAAUGCAAUGAUUUCUAUCACAACUGAGUUGGCAGAUGUAGCCUAUAAAAUAUUAAUUAAUUUUAAAACUAAUGUUAAAAAUCCUGCUUUGAAAGUUAAAGUUAACAGUGACAAUAUAGUAAAUAGCUAAGGUAAUACCUUGUCCUCAAAGGAAGCAAAAUUAGAAUUUAGGUCUCCCUACAAGAUUUCAGAUGAUUAAUUAUCCCUUAUAUCUAAGACUUCCAUGCUGAGUAGGAUUGUGCUGUAUUUCAUUGUAGUUAUAAGUGGUAUUUCCUUCUUAUGUGGAAAUUUAGAGAUUUUAUGGAAUCUUCUUGAUAUCGCUUCGUAAUAAUUAUCAUAUAUAAAAUUUCACAAUAUUGAAUUCCCAUAAAACUUGGAAAGCUAUUUUGAAAUCUUUACUAUUGGCUCUUUUACCCCUAUUGUUGAUAAAUUGUAAAUUGAUCAGUCUUUAAGAGGUAUAUUUAAUUUUGAAAUUCCAGUCAUUUAAGCUAAAUGGAAAUUUGAAUAGUAUCAAAUUAAUUGUUACUUUUUGUAAAACUUCUAAACACUUUUAAUGAUGUUAAUAAUGGGAUUUACAUAUUUUAUAGUUUCUUAUUUGUUUUUAAGAUUUCUAUUUUAAAUCAAGUAUUAAAAUUGGCCAGCAAUUUAUCAAAAGGCUUAUUUUUACCAAAUUGUUAAAUUGUUUUUUUUCUUGUAGAGUAUUGCAAGACAAUAUUAUUAGUAUUUUAUUUAUUCUGGAUUAAUCAGAAUUUUUACAUCUAAUUUUUAUGAAUCGACAUAUGCAUCUCUUUUGCAAUUAGUAAAUUUAAAUAUAGAAUCCACUUUAAAUACAACUAUUUCCAUUGUAGCUCUUUUUACAUUAUUAUUCAAUAUUUUCCUAUUAAGCAUCUUUUUUUUUUAUCUUAACUAAAAGAAUGCAGUUGCUAAGAAUUUAUCUGUAUUGGUGGAGGGGAUUAAGAACUAAAAAAAUUAAGGAGUUAAAUAAUAUUUUACGAUUAUGUUGAUAAAAAAAACCUUAUUCAUUAUAAAUUUAGUCGCGAUGUAAGGUCUUAUGGGGGCUUAAAGCUUAAUAACUGCUUUACUAUCUGGAGUAUUCUCUUGUUAUUUCUGUAUCUUUAAACCUUUUAAGAACAAUUUUGAAAAUAUCAAAAUAAUAAUAACUGAAUUAUUGAUUGCUCUGAAUGUUUUAAUCUUUUCUUUAUACGAAAUUCUGAAAUAAAAUCAAGACAAAGAAUCAGCUGAACGUUUAGGUUGGAUAAAUAUAGGUGGUUUCACAUUCAUACUUCUAACAACCUUAGCCAUUGAUAUGUACCAAUAAUUGACAAGAUAUACUUAGCUUGUAAUUGCUAAGGUCAAAAUUUGCCUAAAGAUCAAUCAACGAAGACCAAAAAUUUCUAAAAUGCUUUUCAUUUGA
This is a messenger RNA of Paramecium tetraurelia, 7482 nucleotides long. RefSeq lists its product as uncharacterized. Lineage: Eukaryota; Ciliophora; Oligohymenophorea; Peniculida; Parameciidae. The transcript is spliced from 2 exons. The record is from RefSeq and is a predicted model, not a curated record.